UAUCAAAGAGAAUCGGCCUGGAUCUUCACUGAAUACGAAAUUAAUACUGUUAGCAUCGAGACUUCAAUGAUGCUAUAGGCCAGUAAUAUUAGAAAAGGAGUUGGAGUCUUUCAGGUCUAGAGCACGUAUAGUCCUUCUCUCCUUGUCUACAGUCUUUGUCAAGGAUAUUUUGAUGAACAAAGUCUCCCACCCCUCUUCUUCAUUCAGUCUUUCACCCUUAUUGGAAUAGCCGCAACUGUGUAUGCAUGAACUGCUUAUGUCACACGCAUCGUAGACAUGGCCCCGAGAACAUCAGGACAAACAAAAUACCAGCUUGAAACAGCAUUGCUUCUGUCUGAUAGGAGAAUUGGCUGAGGAUAAGCUGCUUUCAUCUUCAUGUUCCAUUUCCAACAACCCGUUAAGCUGAGAGCCCGAGACCCUUUAGAAGGAUUUUUACUGGGCCAGAUAGUCAGCCAUGUGAAGGAUACUAUUACAGAUUCGCAAAUCAGUGGAUGUAAAGUAGAGACAGUCACUAAUAUUUAUUCCUUCAUCCCUUGUCCGUACAGUGCCACAUUCUAUGAUAGACAUGGAGAAAUUCUGAGACCAAAGUUGGAUGCCCUGUUGCAAGGGAGAACAAAGGAGCUUGUAGGCUGGUACAAAUUCCGAAGAAACAGUAGUCCACGUGUGUCACUGAAAGAACACUCCUUACACCGGAAACUGCUGAAGUUUAUGUCCCCUGGCCAACAUGAGCACUUCCUGUUUUGCCUGUGCACUGCCUCAACCACUACGAACUGCUCUACCCAUGCUUUUGACCACAGCUUCCAGGUUUAUGUUAGAGGGGUGUUCAACCCAGUGUCCUUGUCCAUCAGUAACUUGGGAGACAGUAUCCAGAAUGAGUACAAACAAAGGAAUAACCUGACAGUGAACCCAACAGCUGGAGUAUAUAGCUCUCUUGUCUCCAAAUUCAUUCCAGAAUUUACAGAUGAAAAUGGCCAAGUCCAUGAAGUGAACAAAAUGCAUCUUUUAGCAGAAAAACUACAGUCACAGCUUCAGUUACUGUGCAGUGUAGUGAAUGACAGUGAAAAACAGCUUCAAGGCUUGGAGUCAGAAUUAGCAGGUAUUAAGAGCAGACUUGACAAUAAGAAGGAAAAGGAGCGUCUGAAGCAACCAUUGCCUCCUUCCCCUAUUGAAACGCCAGAGUCCUUUCUACCUGUGGACAUGGAUACAGCAGGCCCCCCUCCUUACCCCAACAGGGAGCAAAAACCAAGUGUGCAUGUGCAGUCUCUGUUUAUUCCGGAGGAGGAUUCAGGGGGAAUAAGUCUGCCGCCAGUUACUCAUCAGGGAGCAGUAUUAACAGGGGAAAUCUUGAAGCCAGACAAAGUACCAGAUGCAUUGCCGGGUGUCACAGAAGCUGGUGAUAUUUUUCUUAAAUCCAAAGAUGACACAGAAAGGGAAUUAAAUGAUUCCCAGGAAGAUAACUCUGAUGUUGUUCACCCCGUUAUGGUGAGGACAAGCUCUUUACCAAAUAAACAGAGUGGAGUCAAGUCUGGUCAGCCAGCUGAUCAUUUUAGUUUUAUUGACUCUGUGCUUAAAGAGGCAAAGUCCUCAACACCAUCACGAACAGCUUCUGUCAAACUUUCUGACAAUGGUAAAAAAGCCAGGAGCUUUGAUGACAGCAAGUUGAGUAGCCAUUCAAACACAGCUCCCCCUAAGCCUCCAAGAACUUUUGAUGUUGGCGAUGAUAAAACUGUUGUGGAUGUGACGUCUAAUGACCUGAACUCCAGCUUAGCCGAUAAAAAUGACCCUUCCACAAUUGACCGCAAUGACAAACUGCGGUGUAAACCUGUCCAGAGGACACGGUCCAGAGCACUAAACAGGUCAAAGUCUAAUGACAGCCCAGUAAACAGUGGAAAUGCUUCAGCCAGUGAUGUGGUUUGUGCCAAGGGGAAGAACUCUGGACAAGCUGAAGCUAAAACUAGUGGCAUGCAGCCUGCCCUUGUUUCUCAGGAUAGUGCUAAUCCUGUCCAAAAGGUAGCAGUCUCAACAAAGAGGACACGUACUCGAGCUCAGGUUCAGGCUGAGCGAGCAGCAGCUGCUAAGUCUGCUAUCACCCCGGUGUCUGGUGGUAAUGCAGGUUCAUCCGCUGACCCACCCACUAACUUGAAUAGUUUAGCCACAAAAAAGACAAGCAGUGGAGGAGAUGGGGCUUCAGACAGUACUAAUGAUACUGUGAACAUUGGCCUAAAGCCAGCAGUAAAACUGACUUCUUCUGAAGUCUCUAGCCAUUAACUUUAGGUCUGUGGAGGGAGAGAGAGUGAGCAUUCAUGAUCAAUUUGGAAUAGUGUUUCAUAAAAACCCAGUUGUACAUAUAUGUCGCUGUGUGUACAGUCAAUAAUGUGGUCAGACAUUUUGGUGUUUUGAUGCUUUAUUGUGUUUAUGGCAGCUUUUUUCAGUCUUGGAUGGGUGAACAUAUUUCAGAGAUUGCCAAAGUGCUUUUGUACCUCCUGUUACAUUAAUGGUAAUUUUAGUGGCUAAGUUUUUUUUUCAUUUUGGUUUUUAAAUAUUUUUUUAUAUUAUUCUAUCUUGUUCUAUUGGUGACACGUGUUUAUGACUGAAAUAUUUCAUACAGUAGGAUGGCCGAGAAAUAAAUAAAAUUGUGAGGAUCUCCUCUGAAUAAUAGUUCACAUAUAAUAAGGUUGUGUUCUGACUACAAAACGUUGACUGCUGUUUCCAGAGAAGGGAGCGAGCAGAUGUAGUCAUCAGACUGUUUCAAGGCGUCACUCCUCCCCUCUCCGCCACCCUUGCUCUCUCUGAGGAAAGUUCAGUUUGCAUAUUCCUUUGUCUCUUUAAGGGUGUUUUCAAAUUAUUUCGGAUCAUCAGGUUUUUUUUUAGUAUUGCACCACACACAUGUACAGUGACUGAAAAAUUUUAAAGGACAACGUAAAACCCGAAGCAUACAUUAAUGCAUGGUAAAGUAAACCACAGAACCUCGAAGAAACAAAACUCAGUCUUGAAGCCACAACCGUCCUAAUCAUUCGUUGGCUGGCCGAUGUAUGUCUAAACAAUGUGGCCUCUUCAAAGCUUCAUGCAGUUGGAAUAUAAAUGAACACAAGACAUGUUGUGCUCUUAAAGUGCUGAAGGCUAUGUUGAAUAUUUCAGUGUUAAGAGUACGUUAUUUAACAUGACUGUAAAAUCCCUAGGGAUUUUGUUUUCGACGUUACAAAUUCUCUUGUAAUGAAAAUUCUGUUAUGAGGAAUCAGAAUACCGUUGUAAAGAAAAGUGACUAAAACCCUCAGCGAGACUUUUAAUUUCAGUGAAAAGGAAUUCAGUGAAAGUAAGCUUUUUGUACUUAUUGAUAAUGAUCUGGCUUUUGUGCUUAUUUAAAUUAUUUAGCAACAUUGCACAUACUUAACGCAAAGACAAGUGAUAGUUGCAUCUGUGUUUCCAAACUAUUGGGGAUUAAUCAAGAAUAAUGUUCUCGACAUCAAGUCCAUAUCACACAAGAUAAAUGUGAUAAAAUUGGUUGCAGAUGUAAUAGAAAGAUUUGUCACAGGCUCCACUACUUAAAGCCAGAAAAUUCAGGCAAUGUGAUCAGUCUCAAGACGGGACAGAGGAAUGCAUUGAUGUCAGAGAUUGGCGCAGUUGUGGUGCUUAGACAAAGCAACUUAUGGAAUUUUGAAUUAUAUGUAGGUUCAGUUCUCAUUUUCUAUUUUUCAGUACUUUUUGUACUGUUUAUUUGCUGGUGAAGCAGGUAGAUAGCUCAAGGCAUAUUCGUGGCGUGGGUGCCAUGUUGUUGUCAGCAACUUUCUAUGAAGAAAACACAGUCUCUUGAUAACACUCACAGCUUAUGUGCAGUGAUAAUCUGUAAAUUCUCUGUGAUAAUAUUUAUUGUUCACUCGCAAUUCUGAGUGAACAGUUAUCAUUAAUGUCUCAAAGUGCCAAAGUGUAUGCAAACAGGUGUUCCGUUCAAAUCUACGUGUAUGAACAAAGCGAAUUAGCAUUAUUAAAGAAGUGCUCAAGCUGUAUGUUUAGCACAAGUGCUAUGUCCACAAGUAAAAUGUGGUUAAUAACUAAAUGCUCACUGCUGUAUGACUAUUUUAGCUAACGUGACAUCUGUGAUGGAUACAGUUGUAGCUGUUAAAUGGGCUGGGCAUGUAACAUUACAAAUGUUUUGUGGCCCUGGUCUGUUUCACAAUGUACUGAAGGCAUUACGCACAGUGAAAAUAAACUAGCUGUCACUCUUGUAAAGCCAUAGGUGAUAGUAUAUGAACAGUUUUGUAAAAUAAGACUUCUGUCCCAAGUCUACAGUUCCUGACUCUUAUUAUAGCUCUUGAUGUAUUUAUUUAUGUAAAUUUUUUCAGUAUUUAAGCAGUGUACAGAUUCUUUAAAUAAAGAUCUUUACAGUGUUCAUGAAAAUGGAUGGACUUUCACUUUGAGAUCUGUUUCUUUGUUAUACUGAUUACCCUUUUUAAGACCUGUCUAGGCAUCAACUGUCUCAUGCUGUCACCUGGAUUA
This is a messenger RNA of Liolophura sinensis, 4494 nucleotides long. Its product is annotated as BRISC complex subunit Abraxas 2-like. Gene Ontology annotation, cellular component: nucleus. Gene Ontology annotation, biological process: protein K63-linked deubiquitination; mitotic spindle assembly; attachment of spindle microtubules to kinetochore. The transcript is spliced from 8 exons. Gene Ontology annotation, molecular function: microtubule binding; polyubiquitin modification-dependent protein binding. The record is from RefSeq and is a predicted model, not a curated record. NCBI's taxonomy places the organism in Eukaryota, Metazoa, Mollusca, Polyplacophora, Chitonida, Chitonidae. The coding region runs from base 376 to 2268 and encodes 630 amino acids.